AUGUGUCUGUGCAAACAAACUGUAAACUAUAUUCGCGAGUUCAAAGUGGAUCCCGAAAACAAUGUGUUCCUCAAAGAUGGUCAACCAUUUCGGUACGUCUCGGGAACUCUUCAGUACUUUAAAGUGCCAUCAGUUUUAUGGUCUGAUAGGAUGACCAAAUACAAAGCCGCCGGACUUAACGCCAUUCAAACUGUUAUUGAGUGGAGUUUUCACGAACCAGAAGAGGGUGUCUUUGACUUUACCGGCGAUAGAGAUCUCAUUAAAUUUAUUCAAACCGCCAAUGAUUUGGGACUUUUGGUUAUCCUAAGAACCGGGCCUUUUAUUAACGCCGAAAGAGAUUUCGGUGGACUCCCAUACUGGCUAUUGUCUAAUAAUCCGGACAUGAAAUUUAGGACAUCUGAUCCGUCGUACGUGAAAGCCGUCGAGAAAUGGUUUUCCCUAUUACUGCCAAUGUUGGCGCCCAUGCUGUAUAAAAACGGCGGACCAGUUAUCAUGGUCCAGGUCGAGAACGAGUACGGAUUGUACUAUGCCUGCGACUAUGCCUACACUUCCCAUUUACGGGACCUACACAUUCACUACUUGGGCACAGAUGUCCAGUUGUUUACUAACGAUCCCUACGGCGACUACUUAAAAUGCGGACAAAUUGCUAACGUGUUGGCGACCGUCGACUUUGGUCCCACCGACGAUCCCGUCCAGGCGUUCAAAGUUUUGAGGGAUUACCAGAAGUUUGGGCCGUCGGUUAACUCCGAGUACUACACGGGUUGGAUAGACCACUGGGAACGACCCCAUUCCACAGCCACUUCCCUGCAAGUGUGCCAUACGUUGGACGCUAUACUGGCGCUGAACGCGUCCGUCAAUAUAUAUCCACUUCACGGCGGGACUAACUUUGGGUUUGGUUCCGGUGCCGAUCCCGAUGACGGUGUAUACGAUCCCUGUAUCACGAGCUAUGACUUCAAUGCCCCCCUCACUGAGGAUGGAGACCCCACUCAGAAAUACUUUGAUGUCCGCAAUGUUAUUGGAAAAUACCAAACACUUCCUAACGUUACACUCCCGGUGCCGUCGCCUAAAAUGGAGACCAAACCCAUAGUUAUGAAACCAAUUCUUAGUAUAUAUGACAUUAUCUCAUCCCUAACUCCCGUGGAAUCGGUAUAUCCGUUGAGUUUUGAAAAGUUAAGAAUAAAGGAUGGAUUCAUACUCUACUCGACAAACAUUACAUUCAAACCGUCAGAUCCGGCAGUUUUGGCAAUAAGUGAACUCAAAGACAGGGCACAAGUGUUCGUCAAUCAGAAAUAUGUGGGCACUUUAAGCCGGACACAUAAUAUACACGCUAUAAAUGUAGACAUCGCGUUGGGAUCGCAACUGGAUUUAUUUGUCGAGAAUCAGGGUAGAUUUUCUUUCGGCGACACUAUCAAUGAAUUGAAAGGCAUCACAUCUAAUGUGACCAUAGGUUCCGUAGUAGUGGAGGAUUGGCGCCAUUACUUGGUGUUCAAGAAUUGGACUAAAAGUAUGGCUGAUAUUCACGAUUAUUCGGAUGCCUUCCCAACACAUCCCACUCCAGCGAAUGGGAGUUCCUUUGAUAGGAUUCCCUCAUUCUAUACGUCAGACUUUGUAUUACCCGACACUAAGGGAUACCCUUUCGACACAUUCCUACGUCUGGACGGAUGGCAUAAAGGGCUCGCAUUUCUCAAUGGCUUUAAUUUGGGUCGAUAUUGGACUGUCGGCCCACAAAUCACACUAUACUCACCGAAACAUCUGUUCAACGCAUACCCCAAACCAAACAAAUUAAUAGUCUUUGAAUUGGAAAGUCCUUCAAACAGUAAAACUGUUCAAUUCGUGACACAAAGUGUUUUGAACGCAACAACGAUUCCCAACCCUCACCAAUAA
This is a messenger RNA of Oppiella nova, 1884 nucleotides long. NCBI's taxonomy places the organism in Eukaryota, Metazoa, Arthropoda, Arachnida, Sarcoptiformes, Oppiidae. The record is from the annotation of a GenBank genome assembly.